AUGACUUUUUUUAAAAAAAUAUUUGGCAGAAAUAAUUUUAUAAUUGUGAUACUAGAUAAAAUAAAACAAAUAUUAGAGGGGACUCAUCCUCAAGGUACUGACAAUACUAAUACUUGUACUGUAGGUGAUGAUAUUACUACUGCUACUACCGCCGCCAGCACCAACACCACUACUAAUGAUAGUAGAAAAAAAAUGCUACCCCAUUCAUGGUCAUCACCAUCAUCUUCACUGCUACAAAAGAAACUAACUAAUAAUAAUAAGAAUUAUCAGUUUGACAGUGAUGUGGAAUUGCUUAGGUUAGAAAAAGAAUUAAAGAAAAAGAAAAUUAUAACUAAACAAGAUUUGGUUGAAUACAAUAUUAAAUUAACGGAGAUUUAUAGAAACAAAAACAAAAGCACAAGUUCGCGUAGUGUUACAACUACUACAAAUACAACUGCUGUGAGUAGAAAAUCAUCAAUAAUAACAGGUAUUAGUAACACUAGUGGUAUAAGCAAUAGAAGUUAUAGUACUGGUGGUUCUACUAUGAGUAAAAAAAGUAUUAAUAAUUAUCAUAACAAAAACUAUAAAAUAGUAACGCAACCAAUGAGGGGGGAAUUAAAAGAUACAAUCAGGGAAGAGGAAGAACGACAACAAGAGGGUAAUAAUAGUAUUAACACAGUUCUGACACCUACAAUAUCACAAGAUGUAAUGGAUAAUGGUAAGAGCAGAACUAAUGCUACUGUCGCACCCACUGGCUUCGCUACAGAUAAUUUGUUUGUUAAAGUUUCUAAUAUAGGAAAUAUAGAUAAAGCAUUUAUUAUACCGGUAUAA
This is a messenger RNA of Saccharomycodes ludwigii, 810 nucleotides long. RefSeq lists its product as uncharacterized. The record is from RefSeq and is a predicted model, not a curated record. The coding region runs from base 1 to 810 and encodes 269 amino acids. The transcript has a single exon. Lineage: Eukaryota; Fungi; Ascomycota; Saccharomycetes; Saccharomycodales; Saccharomycodaceae.